AUGAAGCUAGCAGUCUUUAGCGCCAAAUCCUACGAUCGCACCUAUCUAGAGCAAGUUCGCGACGCGCACUUCAAAGACCUCUGCAAAAUCGACUUCCACGCCUUCUCCCUAUCCGAAGAAACAGUGUCCCUCGCCCAAGGCUGCGACGCAAUCUGCGUCUUCGUAAACGACACUCUAGACAAGCCCGUCCUGCAAGCCCUACACGCCUACGGCGUCCGCGCAAUCCUCCUCCGCUGCGCAGGCUUCAAUCAUGUCCACCUCCCAACAGCAGAAGAACUAGGCCUCUUCGUCGCAAAUGUCCCGGCCUACUCACCCGAAGCCGUGGCGGAGUUCGCAGUCGCGUUGAUCCAGACGCUGAAUCGCAAGACGCAUCGCGCGUACAACCGUGUGCGAGAAGGUAAUUUUAAUAUCGAGGGGUUAUUGGGGAAUACGCUGUACGGCAAGACGGUUGGCAUCGUUGGUGUGGGGAGGAUUGGGAUGGCGGCUGCGAGGAUCUUUCAUGGGUUUGGAUGUCGGUUGUUGGCGUUUGAUCCGUUUGCCGGGGAUGAGUUCCGGCAGUUUGGAGAGCUUGUUGAGCUGGAUGUGUUGUUGGGGGAGAGUCAUAUUGUGAGCUUGCAUUGUCCGUUGACGGAGGGGACGAAGCAUCUCAUUAAUGAGGAGACGUUGGGGAAGAUUCGGCCGGGUGCGUUGCUGGUUAAUACGUCGAGGGGCGGGCUUAUUGAUACCGCUGCUGUGAUCCAGGCGCUGAAGACGAAGCAGCUUGGUGGGCUGGCGCUGGAUGUGUAUGAGGCUGAAGGCGAGCUUUUUUACAAUGAUCACUCUGGUGAGAUUAUUGAGGAUGAUGUGUUGAUGCGGUUGAUGACCUUUCACAAUGUUUUGAUUUGUGGGCAUCAGGGAUUCUUUACUCGGGAGGCUCUUGAGGAGAUUUCGGGUGUUACGCUUGGGAAUCUGUCUGACUUUGCGGCUGGCCGUUCGUGCAAGAACUCCUUGGUGACCGAGGGACAUGUUCUCGUCCGUCGGGACACGGAGCCAGUGAGACUGUGA
Molecule: messenger RNA, 1044 nt
Organism: Penicillium brevicompactum
Lineage: Eukaryota; Fungi; Ascomycota; Eurotiomycetes; Eurotiales; Aspergillaceae
Product: 2-hydroxyacid dehydrogenase
Exons: 1
Coding region: 1-1044 (347 amino acids)
Molecular function (GO): D-lactate dehydrogenase (NAD+) activity; NAD binding
Source: RefSeq, a predicted model, not a curated record